Messenger RNA from Paralichthys olivaceus (Japanese flounder), 2387 nucleotides. RefSeq names its product SH2 domain-containing adapter protein F-like. NCBI's taxonomy places the organism in Eukaryota, Metazoa, Chordata, Actinopteri, Pleuronectiformes, Paralichthyidae. The record is from RefSeq and is a predicted model, not a curated record. Gene Ontology annotation, molecular function: phosphotyrosine residue binding.
UCCACUCCCCUUUAAGGCAGCCGGAGACUGUUGUGUCGGGGACGGUGUGACUCUGCCCCGCGGCCCGCUGCUCUGCUCCGGUCCGGCUAACGUUAGCUGCCCGACCGAUUUCACGGACAACGAUGUCUUGUCUCCGGGGCCCGGUAACGUCGAACGGAAACACCGGAUGGUAGAACCCGAAGAAAACACAACAGCCGUCAAUGCAGAGAAAGAGGAUCCAUGGCAAAGUGGCUGAAGGACUACCUAAACUUUGGCAGCAGGCGUGACCCUCCACAGCCCCCGAGGCCAGAUUACACUGAGAGUGAGAUCUUGAGGGCUUACCGAGCUCAGAAAGAACUCGAUUUCGAGGACCCAUACCAGCAUUCGGAUAAGGAGCAGCAGAAUGGCGGUUUCAGCUCCUGCAGUGCCACGAUGAGCCUUCCCUCUUUCCCUGCGUUUGGUUCAGUGCUGCCUAAUGGUGUGGAGGUGAAAGUGGUUUCUCCUAAACACAGACUCAUUAAAGUGGACUCUCAGGAGUUUGGUCGCUGUAAAAUCCCCUUGAGUCCUGUGACAGUUCAAGAAGAACCAGUGGUUCCCUCUGCCCCAGCAGCUUCGGACACUGACACUGACUACUCGGACCCAUUUGAUGCCCGUCCAGACCCAAGAGUGAGACCAACCUGGGAGCCCAAACCUGCACCCACAGACUGCUGCAGCUACAUGGAGCCGUUCGAGGCCCAGCGGAUCAUCUCAGAACUUCAGCACAGCGGAAUGAGUAACAGAUCUGGAGGUGGAGAUCCUGGUCAGUUGUAUGAUAACCCAUACGAGGAGAGGACUCGUCACCACCACCGCGCUGCUCCACCAGCACAGCAGCAAACUCAGAAAGUUGAGGGCGGACUGGGCCUGAUAGACAGCAGGGAGAGCAGGCUCCCACAGGAUGAUGAGAGGCCGGCUGAUGAAUAUGACCAGCCCUGGGAAUGGAAGAAGGACAACAUCUCUAAAGCUCUAGCAGUUCAGUUUGAAGGGGCAGAAAGGGAGCGAUCGCAAACCAGGCUCACAAAGACGGGAACCACCUCAACCACAGCCGAGUCAACUACGCUCCGUUUGGCUGGUGACACCCCUCCUCUCCUGGGAGAGAGAGUGGAUCCGUUUCUGCCUCUGGAGAGACAAGUAUGGUACCACGGAGCCCUGAGCCGCUCGGAGGCAGAAACUCUGCUGACUCUGUGCAAAGAGAGCUCCUACCUGGUGAGGAACAGCCAGACCUGCCGCAACGACUACUCGCUCUCACUCAGGAGCUGCAAAGGCUUCAUGCACAUGAAGUUCACUCAGUCUGGAGACGGGCGUUAUGUGCUGGGUGAGAACAGCCCUCCCUUCUCCACCAUCCCCGAGGUCAUCCACCACUACACGACACACAAACUGCCAAUCCGCGGCGCAGAACACAUGUCCCUACUGUAUCCUGUCAUCGUUCAGACGCUCUGACGGCGACAAACACAAACUCUUUCUCCCGGUGCUACUGAACACAAUGUAUACUCAAUAUUUAACCAUGUCUACCCUCUAUUCCCACAUGCCUUUUUCUCUGCCACUCUACCAGUGCAAGAGAUUGGACUGUUUGGUGCCAUUGUUUCCUUUAUCCCCCCCACAAACCCAGUAACUACACUGCCGGUUUAAUGACAGAGCUCAGUGCCUCAUGAACCUUCGCCUGUGAACUGGGUUCAUCACUAAGGUUCCUGUACUUGAAUACCACCAACUCCUGAAAACCAGCGAUCAUCUAUUAAGUUUGGUAGCAGCAAACUUUUAGUUAAAAGAGGAAAAAUACAAACUUCAGUCUUGAGGUGUCUGAAGAUGGUAGAAGUUUAAGAACUGCCGGGUGUCUGAAAGGGCAACACUGGUGUUUUCCUUUGGUUUAAGCAUGUGCCAAUAAUCCAAGUUGAUUAUUCAUCCAAUACAAUACAGCAGUUAUUCACAUGUGAAUUUCUUGUUAUAAAGCGACACAAAAAUCCAACAGUUAGACAUAGACGGUAGAAAAUGCAGUAAAAAUGUGCUGUAACUACAAGCAACACUGCUUUUAUCCCUUAAUGUCCUUUACACUACAAACCAAACAUAUGUGACCCUGGCUGCCUGUUAGCUCCGGGUUUCACUGUGUUUCAGACGCCUGAGAUUGUUGAGGAUUCAAUGCUGUGACUGCGAGCUGCAGUUCAUCAGGUUAGCGUCUGAGAAACACAACGCGACAGUUUAAUGUCGAGAAGGACACGGCUUGUUAACUUCGCGCAGUAACAGACUCCUGCAAUACUAGUUUAGAGAGUAAUAACUACAGUAUUAUAUUGAAAGCUUGUGGCUUUGUGAUCAUGAUUAUAAAAGAUGCUUCGGUAGAUUAUUUACUGUGCUUUUAUAAGAUUUUAUGUCUGUUGAAA